Phoenix dactylifera (date palm) is the source of this 2067-nucleotide messenger RNA. RefSeq names its product putative WRKY transcription factor 51. Lineage: Eukaryota; Viridiplantae; Streptophyta; Magnoliopsida; Arecales; Arecaceae. Gene Ontology annotation, biological process: regulation of DNA-templated transcription. The record is from RefSeq and is a predicted model, not a curated record. Gene Ontology annotation, molecular function: DNA-binding transcription factor activity; sequence-specific DNA binding.
GCCUCCACGAAAGCACGGUGCCCCGUUGGAAAGAUCAUGCAGACUUCGCAAAAUCCUCCAGCCGAGGCUCACUCCAAAAUGGGAUCUGUAACCAUGUCCUCCUACAGCUCUUUGUUAUCAUCGAAUUCAUCGGAGAAUGAUUGGCCCCAUGACAUGCUAUUUGAGAUCUCCGACCACCCGGCCUUCAACGAAGAGCUCCAGGGAGCGUACUCGAUGCCACCUCCCGCUUGCCAGCAGAAUCCUUUCCUCCUGCAGGCAAAUGGCACUCACGUUAAACAAACCGAUGCCGGCGAUUGCACCAAAAAUAAGAAUGCUUUGAAGACUGCUUUGAGGGAAAGUAGCACCAAAAUUGCAUUCAAAACAAAAUCGGAGGUUGAGAUGUUGGAUGAUGGAUACAAGUGGAGGAAGUAUGGAAAGAAGACGGUGAAGAACAACCCAAAUCCAAGGAAUUACUAUCGCUGCUCAAGUAAAGGAUGCAUGGUCAAGAAGAAAGUCGAGAGAGAGCGUGAAGACUCGAGCUACGUGUUAACCACCUAUGAGGGGCUCCAUAAUCAUGAUGCUCCCUCCCCUGCAAUAUCUUGCCAUCUCGACUUCAAGCACUGGACGCACCUAAUUCCAUGACCUCUCUUCAUGACAAAUAUUUGUAAUGACACCGACAGAGGUUUGUCAGGGUAAGAAGAAUUAUAUGUUUACAACAUAACUGAUGCAAUCACGCAUUUGAUCAUUAUCCCUUCUAGAGCAAAACUACUGCAAGAUAUGUUUAACUUCAGCUAUCGAAAUAAUAGAAAGAACAAUGUACAGGUCAUGAACUAAGGGAGACAAUGUGCUUUUAGAUAUCAAAUAGUGACAUAUGCUAGGGGUUCACAGCCUCCUACGAAAGUGUACCAUCCAUGUACUUCCCCAAUCAAAGAACUAAUGAUAUUCAACUCAAACAUUUAAACUAUUUGACAGUCAUGCUUGCAUCAAGUGUUGGUGCUCUGACAACUUUUCGAAUCCUAGCGUGCAUAUCUUCAAGAUCAAGAAAGUAUCAGGGAAUUUGGGGAUUGCAUAUUGAAAACAAGGGGGCACAAGGGUGUGAUUUUUUGGGUGAAUUGACACACUGUUGAUUAUAUAUUGCUACUGGAGAUGGUAUUGAGUCAUUUUAGACAAAACAGAGUGACAUACAUGGUACGCAACUAGCCAAAUAUUGCAUGCACAUGAAGACAACUACACCCAUUCUUGCAUCUAGAAGCGACUCAAAAGGAACCAGCCAAAUGUUGCACGCAUUUGCAGACUAGCAAACCCAUUACUGCACCUAGACAUGACUCAAAAGGAGUAUGUUGAAACCGUGCACAUUACUGCAACCCUAGUCUGUUGAAGAAAACCUGAUGGAUGCAUACUGCUUUGAAGCAGACCAAAUUCAACAUUCAUAUAUAAAUGUAUCAUGAAUGCACACACACACAGAGAGAGAGAGAGGGAGUAGAAAACAAAAGAUAAUUGUGACAAGUGAUGCAUGGUCAAGGAUGUUGAAAGCCGCUUCUUAAUUUCAGAGUCCACAUGGUGUCCUCAAACCAAAACUGUAAUCAUGCAAAAGCUUUUAAUGCUUACUCAUAAACAAUAAACUAAUAUAUUUAUAAGCUGGCAUGCUCUGAUUUCCUCUUGAACAAGCUCUGCCAAAUAAUUAUUCAAUAUUCUGAUAGAUCAACGAGUUCAUAUAUAGAACUAUCGUAUAGUGGGAGGUGCCACCAUCAAUAGGCUGUUACAGGAGCUUUCCCUUCCACAUAUCUAGCUGCUGAUAGAAUCUCGCUUUGUGUCUCAUCAUCUCUUUGUCAACAUAAAUGGAAAGAGUAAAGGAUUCCCUUUUGUUUCCUCCUUAACGAGAGUUAUAAAUUAAUAGCAAUCACCAGAAGCAGGUUUGAGCUGAACUAAAUGAUAUCUAUUGUCUGGCCCACGGUAGGGCUUCCUUGUUUCAGGUCCACAUGCAGCUUUGUUGUUUACCAUUUGAAACCUAGGUGCAGUUUCCUUAUGAUUGAACAGAGUAUCAAAGCAUGCAAACACAGUUUUCUGUAUGUAUUAGUACUGAAUAAA